Cylas formicarius (sweet potato weevil) is the source of this 2772-nucleotide messenger RNA. Its product is annotated as RNA-binding protein 25-like. Bases 222 to 2669 code for a protein of 815 amino acids. Gene Ontology annotation, molecular function: mRNA binding. Gene Ontology annotation, biological process: mRNA processing; regulation of alternative mRNA splicing, via spliceosome. The transcript has 11 exons. The record is from RefSeq and is a predicted model, not a curated record. Gene Ontology annotation, cellular component: spliceosomal complex. NCBI's taxonomy places the organism in Eukaryota, Metazoa, Arthropoda, Insecta, Coleoptera, Brentidae.
UCUUGUCAAUGGUGAUGUAAAAAUAUGGCCGUAAUAUCUGUGAAUUAAAGUAAAUUGAAAUUUGUUUUGGUUCGGAUCUUUAGUGUAAAUUAAUGAAAUUAUUAGAGAUCUUUAACACUUGCUUAUUAUCAAUAUACAGUUGCGCCUUCAACUUUCAAGUCUUGAACUUUUUAAGUUUGUGAUAUUGAUUGGAUUGUACCGUGUUCUUUAAAUUUUGAGUAAUGUCCUAUCCGGGCCGACCCCCCAUAAUGCAGGGUCUUCCAAUGUAUGCGAUGCCGAUAGGUGGGCCUCCACCAACUUUAAUGCCACCAGUGAUGCCCAUUCCACAUAUGGUUCCCAUACAAGUGUCUAGCGCUCCUUCAAUUCGGGCCUUUCCCAAACUUAAUCCAAAUCGCAAUGAACUAAAACGAAUGGAAGGGCCUGCAGUGACUGUAUUUGUGGGUAACAUAACAGAAAGAGCUCCUGACGCGAUGAUCCGGCAGAUUUUAGCAGCAUGUGGGCAUGUAAUUAGUUGGAAAAAAGUAAAGGCAUUUGGCUUUUGUGAACUUGCGGGGCCUGAUGCAGGCCUAAGAGCUGUUAGAUUAUUGCAUGAUCUGAUGGUUGGAGAUAAACGUUUGGUUGCCAAGGUGGAUGCUAAGACGCAAGCUGUUUUGGAUGAAUAUAAAGUUGAAAGGCGUCGAAAGCAGAAAGGUUCCCCAUUGCAAGAUGAGCAAGAAGAGGAGGAACUGGAUGAAGAGACUCAGCACUUGGAUGCAAUUACUCGAGAGAGAAUUAAGCAGAUUAUCCUUGAUUAUCAGGAAGAAAUGGCCAACUAUGAGGUCAAAAAGGAAGAGGAAGUGAUGGAGAAGUGGAAUAGGGUUCUGGCUGAUGCAGAAGUGGAGGAAGAAAAACGCGAUUUGAUCACGAGGGAAAUCGGCAAAUUUAGGGAAAUCAUGAAGAAGCAAGAGGAAGAAAAGGAGGUGAGGAAGAAAGAGCGGAAUAGGGAACGCGAGCGAUCACGCAGCCAUUCGCCCAGCCCUAGAAGAAAAGAGAAAGAAGAGAAGAGGAAAAAACGCUCACGGUCAAGAUCUUCACAUGAGCGAAGCAGGGAACGCGAGAGAGAGAGGGAGCGGGAACGUGAACAGCGCGAACGCGAGAGAGAAAAAGAGCGGGAACGCGAAAGGGAGCGCGAGCGGGAAAGGGAAAGGGAGCGAGAACGGGAAAGGGAACGAGAGCGGGAUAGGGAGCGGGAACGGGACCGGGACAAGGACGAUAAGCGAAGCACCAAGGAGCUCCUUAAGGAGAGGGAAAUGGAAGAGGAGGCCAAAGAGAAGAAGAAAGCGGAGAGGAGGGCAAGGGAGAAAGAGGCCGCUUAUCAGGAGAGAUUGCGCGCGUGGGAAACGCGCGAAAGAAGGAAAGCGAAAGAAUACGAAAAAGAGAGGGAACGGGAGCGGUUAAAAGAAGAGGAACGUGAACGGGACGCGAAGCGAUUGAAAGAGUUCCUCGAAGAUUAUGACGACGAGCGAGACGACAUUAAAUAUUACAAGGGCCGAGAGCUGCAAAAACGCAUCGCGGAUAGGCUAAAAGAGGCCGAAUCCGACACCAAGGAUCGGUUAAAGGAGAAGGAAGAGAUGGACGAGUUAAAGAAAAGGAUAUUCGCGGAAGCGCACGAGGAUCCAAAUGCUGAGUUUGAAAAGGCUAGAAGAGAAAGAGAAGAACAAUACAAACCGAAGCUGCUAAUCGAUGUCAACCUAGAACAUUGGAAACAGAAAGAAAAAGAAAAAGAGAGAGAACUGGAAAGACAAAGAGCGAGGGAGCGGGAAAAGCAGAGGGUACUCGAACGGGAGAAACGCCACAAAGAGGAGAGGGAGAAAUAUAUCAAGGCGCAGGCGGCACAGGAACUGGCCGCCGUUGAGGCGGAGCCGAUAGACAGUGAUAGCGAUAUGGACAAUAGCCAUUACAGUCCGCCCCCGCCUCCUGAACCAGAUGAUAAUCUUUCCAAUGACAAUUCUAAUUCGGCCACGUGGACGCAAGUUCAAGCGCCGGACGAAGAAUCGCGGCAGUCGUUCACUUCGCAACACGACGAGACUUCGGGACAAACGCACCUGCAAGGCACGGGAAUGAAAAUAACCUUAUCGAAGCCGAUAGCAUUCAAUAACGCGCACUCACCGACGCAGCAGCACAAGCUGUACGAUCCGAAACGGAGGAAAAUCGAUCUGCGCGACGUGUUCAAUCCGGACGAAGACGACACCGCGACGCAAGUCAAGAAAAGAAAACUGGUACCUUUGGAUUACAACGAAGACAAGAAAUCGAAGAACGGCGAAAAGAAGGACGACGGCGGCAAGAGUCAAGAGGAGAAAAGGAAAACGAUCAAGAACCUCAUCGAGAAGAUACCGACCGAGAAGGACGCGCUUUUCGCGUACCAGUUGGACUGGGGUUCCAUCGAUAACGGCCUCAUGGAGAAGAAGAUCCGUCCCUGGAUCAACAAGAAAAUUAUCGAGUACAUUGGCGAGCCGGAGCCUACCCUGGUGGAUUUUAUUUGCAAUAAAGUGCUGGCCGGCUCGGAACCGCAGACAAUACUAGAGGACGUUCAAAUGGUCUUAGACGAGGAGGCCGAAGUGUUUGUGGUGAAGAUGUGGAGAUUGUUGAUAUACGAAGUGGAAGCGAAAAAACUUGGUUUAGUGAAAUAGCGUCGCUUGUAAAUAGGAUUUGUGCUAAGCCAUAUUUUGUCAUGUCUCAUUUAAUGUAGGUGUAAGCGCGUAUCAGAUAUUAAAUGACUUAUAAUUCAAAAAG